UGAACUGAUAUGGAAAAAAAUACAAAAGCGUAAUUAUAAAAACUGUCGUAUUCCAUCGGUGAAAAACAACCAAUCACAUCGGUGCGCACCUGGACGCGCUUUCUGUAUUAUUUUGCGCAAUUUUUUGUAAACAAUGCCGAGGACCAAAAAGAUUUAUUGGAGUCCUGAUGCCAUCAAAAUGCUUAUGAAGCUGUACAAGGAGAAACCACACCUAUACGACUCGAAACACGAGCAUUACUUCAAUAAAGAUUUCCGCAUUGAGGCUUUUCGCCAGAUUGUCCUGGAAAUGAGAAAAAUAUACGAAAAUGUACUAAGUACUGAUAUUAAAACUAAAAUCUGCACACUGAGGAGCCAGUAUUUAAGCUAUUUGAAAAAGGAGAAGAAAAAUGGAAUGGCAAAACCGAAUUGGGUGCUCUGCGUGGAGUUCCUUAGGCCAUUUCUGAAGCCGCCCGAAAAUCAAAAAUCAUUGGAUUUGGAUAUUAAACCAGAAGCUGACUCCGAUGUCCCAAACUGUUUGAGCAACGAUGAAAGUGAAGCUGGUUCUACUUUCGAUCCACUCCUGACCGAGCCAAAACUGGACAUCGUUAAGCCCAAGAAGAUUACUUGGAGUCCAGAGGCUAUCAAAACGCUGAUUGAGCAGUACGAGAAGCGUCCGAACUUGUACGAUCCAAAGCACGAUCAGUACCGCAACAAACAGUUGAGGGCUAAAUCAUUGCGGCAGAUGGUGAAGGAAAUGCGAAAAAUAUACGAAACCAUAGACACGACAGACAUCAAAAAUAAGAUUGGAACAUUGAGGAGCCAAUACUUGGUGCAUUUAAAGAAUGAGGCAUGCUACCAGAAGAAUGGCAUGGAAACGCACGAGAGGAUGGCGCCCUUCUGUGUGAAGUACAUAGAAUUUCUCAGGCCACAUCUAAGGUACUCGGAGAGUCAGAGAAAAUCAGAGUCUGAUACAAAUAACACUGAGAUAAAACCAGAAGCUGGCAAGGAGUCACCAAGCAGCUGUCUAGGCCAGGAUCCACAUCACUUCGGGAUACACAAGACUGAGAUUAAACCAGAGAACGUCUGCCAAGUGGAGGAGGAUGAUGAUAAGUGUGAAAGUGAUUCUUCGCUGGAGUCUAACGAGACGCUAAACACAAAAAAAACCAAGAAGAUACGCUGGCAUCCCGAGUCCAUUCGAAUGCUUAUUUUGCUAUACAAGAGUCAUCCGAUCCUGUACGAUCCGCAGCACCCUGGCUACCGCUGCAAGCCUGAUCGGGCCAAGUCGUUGCAACAGAUUGUCACAGAGAUGAGAAAACUAUACGACACCAUAGACACGGCAGACAUAAAGAAUAAGUUCAGUACACUGAGAAGCCAUUACCUGUCCCUUUUAAAGAUCCAGUCAAAUUGGGGCACACUCGACAAAACAGUGCCCGCCUGGGUGGAAUACAUACAAUUCCUUAAGCCCUUUGUUAAACUCCCCAAUAAUCAGAUUGAUGAAAUAAAAUCAGAAAUAGAUUUUGAUUGUUCAAGCUUUUCACACGAUUAUGAAAGUGACACUAAUUCCGCUUGCGAUCCGUUGCUGACCUCCCACAUACAGCCCAAGGAGAUUCGCUGGGGACCCGAUGGCAUCAGAAUGCUGAUAGAGCUGUACGAGCGAUGCCCAAAUCUAUAUGAUCCGAAUCACAAACAGUAUCGGAAUAAAGUCUUGAGGGCCAAUUCUUUUCAGCAGAUUGUUAAGGAAAUGAGAAAAAUGUACGAACGCAUAGACAUGGCAGACAUUAACAGCAAAAUUGUGUCCUUGCGAAGCCAAUAUCUGCGUUAUUUGAAGCAGAAGAAAAGCAACAAGUCGACACCUUUCUGGGUGGCAUACAUCACAUUCCUCAAGCCAUAUCUAAAGUUUACUUCAGACAGCGACGACUUGAAUAUGCCAGCUGAAACUGACACAGAGGUGCCAUGUUACUUGAGCGAUUUACAAAGUGCUUCCAUGCCCACGGUCGAUCCGCUCAUGGACUCCUUGGACAAUGGUCGAACGAGCAACAAGCGCAAAUUCAAAGCCGACGUGGAGGCAUUUGGAGAGCUCAUAAAAGCCGAAAUGAACCAAAUUGAGAAUCCCAGCAAACGUCGAGAGCUACGCAUGAAGCUAUUGAAAGUCAUAGCCGAGGGCGUGGAUUAAAACGAAUCAAAUAUCUGCUGUACCUUGCCCGCCCUUACAUAUUAAAAUGUAUUAUAAUUAUGGAUUAAUUUUUAGUCACAUUUAAUGUUUUAUUUAAUGAAUAAAAAGUCAAUUAUUUAGA
This is a messenger RNA of Drosophila guanche, 2273 nucleotides long. RefSeq lists its product as uncharacterized. The transcript is spliced from 8 exons. Lineage: Eukaryota; Metazoa; Arthropoda; Insecta; Diptera; Drosophilidae. The coding region runs from base 134 to 2152 and encodes 672 amino acids. The record is from RefSeq and is a predicted model, not a curated record.